Molecule: messenger RNA, 775 nt
Organism: Owenia fusiformis
Lineage: Eukaryota; Metazoa; Annelida; Polychaeta; Sabellida; Oweniidae
Source: the annotation of a GenBank genome assembly
GCCUAACACUUACCCGGGAACUUGGUUUCAUACAGUGCACUUCCUUUCGCGCAUGCGCAAUAGAGUUAAUGACGUCAGUAUUGAAAAUUGACAUCACUGAUUUCUGAAACAAAUAUUCACAAUGUCGUACGCAUAUUUAUUUAAAUAUAUCAUUAUCGGAGAUACUGGAGUGGGUAAAUCAUGUCUUCUUCUACAGUUUACAGACAAGCGAUUUCAGCCUGUACAUGACUUAACAAUAGGUGUUGAAUUUGGUGCUCGAAUGAUCACAAUCGAUGGAAAACAGAUAAAACUUCAAAUCUGGGACACUGCCGGGCAGGAGUCGUUUAGGUCUAUUACACGUUCUUACUACAGAGGGGCAGCAGGAGCUCUUUUAGUCUAUGACAUCACAAGGAGGGACACAUUCAACCACCUGACCACCUGGCUAGAAGAUGCUAGACAACAUUCAAGUUCCAAUAUGGUCAUAAUGCUUAUUGGAAACAAAAGUGAUUUAGAAGCUAGACGGGAUGUAAAGAAAGAAGAAGGCGAGGCAUUCGCUCGGGAACAUGGUCUCAUUUUCAUGGAAACAUCCGCUAAAACAGCCGCCAAUGUAGAGGAAGCUUUCAUCAACACAGCUAAAGAAAUUUACCAGAAAAUUCAAGAUGGCGUAUUUGAUAUAAAUAAUGAAAGUAAUGGUAUAAAGUUAGGCCCCCAGCAGUCCAGGAGUCAAGGAGGCAUGAAUCAAGCAGGGGGAGGGGGAGACAGUCAAAGUGGAGGGUGCUGCUAGUGCUGUGUUACC